AUGCGCCGUCGCCUCGCCGUCUCGGUGCUGGCUCCGCGACGUCUAUUCACAACGGAGCCAGCAGCCCCCUCUGACAGCCCGCACAAGCGAGCACUGACCCCGGAGGAGCGCCGGCUGAUUGCGUCGAUGCUCCGAGUCGACCACGCCGGCGAGCUCGGUGCAACGUGGAUCUACAAAGGGCAGCAUGCCGUCCUGGGCCGAGAUUCCAAGAUCGGCCCGCUGCUGCAGCACAUGUGGGACCAGGAGAAGGUCCAUCUUGCCGGCUUUGACCAGAUCCUGGCCAACAAUCGGGUGCGCCCGACAGCCCUUCGUCCCUUCUGGGAGGUUGCUGGGUUCGCCCUGGGUGCAGGCACCGCUCUGAUGGGCAAGGAGGCUGCCAUGGCCUGCACCGAAGCCGUCGAGACUGUCAUCGGCGAGCAUUACAACGACCAACUGCGGGAGCUCCUCAAGAUCGAUGACCCCGAGAUCGCCAAGCUCCGGGCGGUGAUCAAAAAGUUCCGUGACGAAGAGCUCGAGCAUCUGAACACGGCCGUUGACCAUGAAGCCAAGAAGGCUCCCGCAUAUCCCGUCCUGACGGGCCUGAUCCAGCAGGGAUGCAAGACCGCCAUCUGGAUAGCCUCGAAGAUCUGA
Polychytrium aggregatum is the source of this 630-nucleotide messenger RNA. Its product is annotated as ubiquinone biosynthesis protein Coq7. The coding region runs from base 1 to 630 and encodes 209 amino acids. The transcript has 4 exons. The record is from RefSeq and is a predicted model, not a curated record. NCBI's taxonomy places the organism in Eukaryota, Fungi, Chytridiomycota, Chytridiomycetes, Polychytriales. Gene Ontology annotation, molecular function: 3-demethoxyubiquinol 3-hydroxylase activity. Gene Ontology annotation, biological process: ubiquinone biosynthetic process. Gene Ontology annotation, cellular component: mitochondrial inner membrane.